Messenger RNA from Amorphotheca resinae ATCC 22711, 817 nucleotides. RefSeq lists its product as hypothetical. The coding region runs from base 45 to 509 and encodes 154 amino acids. Gene Ontology annotation, cellular component: exon-exon junction complex; nucleus. Gene Ontology annotation, biological process: RNA splicing. The record is from RefSeq and is a predicted model, not a curated record. The transcript is spliced from 7 exons. NCBI's taxonomy places the organism in Eukaryota, Fungi, Ascomycota, Leotiomycetes, Helotiales, Amorphothecaceae.
GCUUCAGCCUUUCUCUAUCAGACUGUCAGUCCAACAACAAAGCUAUGGCGGCUUCUAAUGAACCUUUCUACAUUCGCUACUACUCAGGGCAUCAAGGUCGACACGGGCACGAAUUCCUUGAGUUCGACUUUCGUGUCCUAGGUGAUGGGAGGAGUGCAUCUGCGCGAUAUGCAAACAACUCCAAUUACCGAAACGACUCCCUGAUCCGCAAGGAGAUGUGUGUUAGCUCUCUCUUGAUUGACGAGAUCAAGCGCAUCAUUAAGACCAGCGAAAUCAUGAAGGAGGAUGAUAGCAAAUGGCCCCAGAAGAAUAAGGACGGGCGUCAGGAAUUGGAAAUCCGCCUAGGCAACGAACAUAUUUCAUUUGAGACCGCCAAAAUUGGCUCUUUAGUCGAUGUCACCGAGUCUCAAGAUCCCGAAGGUCUAAGGGUUUUCUACUAUCUCGUGCAGGAUCUGAAAGCAUUGGUGUUUUCUCUAAUAGCACUCCACUUUAAGAUCAAGCCUAUCUGAGGGGGGUUGUGGGAUAUGUGGAAUCAAAAGGUGUUAGGCGUUUUAUACUUGCACUGAGGAAGGGAUACCAUAGUGUCAGGAAAGAAACCGAUGGCGAAAUGACAGGGACACCUAGGGCUGCGCUCGUUCUUCAAGUGAAAUUGCAGUUUUUAUUCUCUGUAUUUCAAAAGACCGAUGGUCCUGAUCACCGGCUCUUUUCAUGGACUGAUUUGUUUCGGUCUAUAGUGGGAUUCUCACAAAGGAGGACCGCUAUGUGCACUGGGAUAGUUGGGAAGAAUAGCAGAUGCAUAAGGUACCUACAGGCAUUC